Eremothecium sinecaudum is the source of this 198-nucleotide messenger RNA. It is a transcript of the gene COA2, whose product is annotated as Coa2p. The record is from RefSeq and is a predicted model, not a curated record. Gene Ontology annotation, biological process: mitochondrial respiratory chain complex IV assembly. Gene Ontology annotation, cellular component: mitochondrial matrix. The transcript has a single exon. NCBI's taxonomy places the organism in Eukaryota, Fungi, Ascomycota, Saccharomycetes, Saccharomycetales, Saccharomycetaceae. The coding region runs from base 1 to 198 and encodes 65 amino acids.
AUGCAACUGAAAGCAGCUACAAGGAAUAACAUUACAAACAGGCUUUUUAUGACAACAAUCCUCGUUGCAUUUUCCAGUGUUGCUCUGGGUUCUAUUCUACCUUGUCCUGCACACACACUGGAAUCAGAUACUUCUCUUGACGAUGAUAGUUUAAUGGAACACCGGAAACAGAGACAGCAUAGUAGAGGAAACCCAUAA